ACUUCAAAACACAUGGCCGCCACCAGUGUUUACAACUCGUAAUGAAUUGGUGAGUGGAAACUCAAAAUCCCGACGUAGAAGGACGUCGAAUAGUUUUGGAUGAUAUUCGCACGCACCGGCUUUAGCUAAAAGUUUAACACCGUCGAAGAGGAGUAUUUAUAGCCAAACGAACAGAACCAAAGACCAGGCAAGUCUCAACACAGGCUAGUGGGUGCUGUGAUGUCCUCGACCCCCAGCAGACUCAAACACCCACACUGCAGGAAGAAGCACUAUCCAAGUAGCACUUACCUCACCCACGUCUGACAGCCAACCAUCGCAUACAAGGCACUUGAACUUGACAGGAGAGAUUGAUAAACAAAGAGAGAUGUCUGACUCAGCUGGAAGUGGUGAAAGCGGAGGUGUGGCAGGCGCAGGGCAGGACGCAGAAGCGGAUAAUGAGCCCCCUCAACAAGUGUUACCUUCACCUGAAGGUGACCGCUUAGAGGGAAGGGAGUCCUCAGUGGAAGGGGCACCUACGUCUGCCAAGCGGGCCAGACUGAGCGAGGAGGAACAGGGGCUGGAGCAGGUUGCAAAGCCCGCCAAAAUGCAUGGAGAAACACCAGCACAGCCUGACUGGCUGCACGAAGACACAGCCCAACCAGCACAAAGAACAGGAGAACCCCUACAAUGUGAGGAGAAAGGUCAGGAAGGGGAGGACGUGCCUGUCAGUGCGGGAGGUGAGGACGAAUGCCAUGAGAAUGGAGAUGGAGGUUGUGAAGCACCCUUAGAAGGAGGAGAGACGAAACCAGAGGGGGAGCACAACGGUAAUGGAUCUGCAGACAGCGCCGGUGACGGACAGCAUCUAGGUCUAGAUUUUACCCAGAGCCCCCAGAUGCUGACUGGUUCGUGGACCGAGUACUCCAACCUUCCAGAGAACUAUCUCAAAGGCUGCAAAUGGGCCCCGGAUGGUUCCUGUAUCCUGACCAACAGUGCAGACAAUGUGCUCCGUGUAUACAACCUCCCUCCAGAGAUUUACAGCUACAACUGGGACUUGCUUCCUGAGAUGAGUCCAGUGCUGAGAAUGGCAGAGGGAGACACCAUCUACGACUACUGCUGGUACCCCAAGAUGAGCUCUCUGGACCCGGACACAUGCUUUCUAGCGAGCAGUAGCCGUGACAACCCAGUCCACGUGUGGGAUGCAUUUUACGGGGAGCUGCGAGCCAGUUUCCGACCCUACAAUCACCUGGAUGAGCUGACGGCAGCCCACUCCCUCUGCUUCUCUCCGGAUGGAACGCAGCUCUACUGCGGCUUUGACAAAACCGUCAGAGUCUUCUACACGGAGCGUCCCGGCAGAGACUGUGAGGAGCGGCCCACCAUAGUGAAAAAGCAGGGCCAAAGUGGCAUCAUCUCCUGCUUUGGCUUCAGCCCCUGCCAGUCUGUUUACGCCUGUGGCUCUUACUCCCGCUGUGCUGGCCUCUACUCCUGCCAAGACGGCACCCUGCUGGCUCUGCUGCCGACCCGCCACCACGGAGGCCUCACCCAUCUGCUCUUUUCCCCUGAUGGCAACUACCUGUACACCGGCGGACGCAAGGAUCCAGAAAUCCUGUGCUGGGACCUAAGAGAGCCGGGAAAGGUUGUGUUUUCACUUAAGAGAAACGUGGCCACUAACCAGCGCAUCUACUUCGACCUGGACCCGUCAGGCAGGUACCUGCUGAGCGGUGACACAGAGGGAGUGGUGUCAGUAUGGGACACCCAGACAGCUCCUCCUGAUAGUAACGAGGAACAACUGCAACCUCAGCUCAGGUUCCAGACCCACUGGGACUGCACCAACGGCAUCAGUAUUCAUCCCUUCAUGCCAUUGUUGGCAACAUCCAGCGGGCAGCGUCAGUUCCCGUGGCCCGGGGACAGCGAGGGUGACUCGGCCUCUGACGGAGAGGGAGGAAAAGCGGUGAUGUCGCCACAGGAGAUCCGACAAGACAACGCCCUGACUCUGUGGUGGGCCGGACCGCUCGGCGCUGCCACAGAGGGGAACCCAGAGCAGAGUACAUCAGUGGUGGAAGCUUGAAGCACCUGCCACAUGAUAUUUAUUUUUGGGAAUGCUUGCUAUGCAUAAACCCAAUUAUGGGUCAGUCAGAUUGUCUUUGCGCCAUCAGCAACAUGAAGUCCCGAGGUGGAAAAGUAUUUCUGGAUCAUUAGCACAGUCCAUACAGUCAUAACAUAUCACCUGUAAGUUUACAGCAUUUACAGACGCAGUAUUCGCACUUGCAAAGUUAAAAUUACAGGGUUAUGAAACAUUGCAGAUCAGGUGGGCACAGAACAGAUUUCCAUGGUUCUGUCUUUGAAGAUUUCAUUGUUGUAAUGCCAAUUUGGUAAAAAAAACAAUUAGAACUAAAUGCCAAGACUGCAGUCAAUGCUAUAAGCAAGGGCGUUUUCUUUAAAACCUUACUCUAGUCACAUCUUGUGGUUUGCAUAAGAAGCUUAUUGGGGCCUGAUAUUUCUCUAUUGUCAUUUUAUGAGUGAGAGAGCUUUAUUUAAAUCAGUUUACCAAUUUUGUUCACUUUUUUUCCCUUUGAGAAUCUACUUCCUGUAUUGGAUGAAUUUAGUUGACAGGCUUGACUGUGGUGUGAAGUACUGAUCGCACCUACACUCACGAGUUUUAUCUGUAGGAGUAUUUGUUUACGUGUGUGUGGCUGUAAUGCUGCCCCCCCCGGAGAUUCCUGCUAUAGUUACAGUAAGUGCCAUUUGUUGUUGAGCUUUGCUUUUGUAAACUGAUGGGGAUCUCCUGUUUUUACCUUCUUUUUUAAACUAUUGGACACGCCAAGUGUUGUGUCGCUCUGUGUAUGCCCACAAAUGUAUAUUUUUGUAAAGCCAUGAUCAUUCUAAUUUUCUGAAUGUAAGCUUGAUUACUAUAACCUCAUAACAAUCUGUGAAAGUCAGCGGGUGCAACUGGAAAACGAGCGACGUCUUGAUUAUUCUUUUCUACAGACUGUGCUCAGAUUACAUUUGUACCUGUGAGUGGUGAUGUGGCAGCACAUUGUAUUUGUAUAAUUGCAUUAAUAAUGUACUGCGGUGAUUUUCUCAAUGCCUAUGUUGCCAUCAGUCAGGUGUGCUUUGCUGUAGGGUUUCUUCUUUCUGCAGGUUGAUCAGAAGGAGCACAGCACGCUCUGACCUAAGCCAUGUAUCUUUAGACACUGAGGAAUCUAUCAAUUUUGAAGCCUGUGCUGAUCCAGGUUUUACUUUUGGAGCUCAAAUUUGUUGCCAAGUAGUAAUAGCUACAACUGUGUAGCUGCGAUCACACAAUACUGCACAAAUUUGCUGUAGCUGGAAGCAUUAGGAACCAUGUAGGCCUUGAUGUCACACAAGUCUCCAGAUAUAUGGCUGAAUAUACGACAGGUGGCUUUGUGCUGGUUUUAUUCAAGCUGGAGUGAAUUAAAAGUAUAUCGCUUCACA
Messenger RNA from Micropterus salmoides (largemouth bass), 3429 nucleotides. It is a transcript of the gene wrap53, whose product is annotated as WD repeat containing, antisense to TP53. The coding region runs from base 365 to 2044 and encodes 559 amino acids. Gene Ontology annotation, cellular component: Cajal body. Gene Ontology annotation, molecular function: protein binding; RNA binding. Gene Ontology annotation, biological process: Cajal body organization. Lineage: Eukaryota; Metazoa; Chordata; Actinopteri; Centrarchiformes; Centrarchidae. The transcript has 11 exons. The record is from RefSeq and is a predicted model, not a curated record.